UGUUGCCUAACUUGAAAAGACAGGAGCCCCGGUUCCCUGACAGUCAGCCUGGGUCACCUCUCCUGACUGGGAAAGGUCCUGGGACCUCUGACUCUCAUGACUGGUUCUUUCAGCAAAAUAGGAGUACACCGUCUUGGACCAGAAAGAUUAAUUCUUCAGCCUCCGAUAGGCAGAGCAGCUCCAUCAGCAGCAGAGGAUUAGAAGGAGACACUAACCAGAAGCUGCGGCUCUCUCCUAACUGGUCAGUACCAUGAAUCAGCUUCAAGUCUUCAUUUCAGGCCUCAUACUGCUUCUCCCAGGUACUGUGGAUUCUUAUACAGCAGUGCAGGGGCUGGCGGGUCACCCUGUCACACUUCCAUGUAUUUAUGCGACAUACCUUGGUGGAAUCGUUCCUGCGUGUUGGGGCCUAGGGGAAUGCCGCCAUUCUUACUGUACAAGGUCACUUAUCUGGACCAAUGGAUAUAUGGUCACACAUCAGAGGAACGGUCGAUACCAGCUAAAGGGGAAUAUUUCAGAAGGGAAUGUGUCCUUGACCAUAGAGAACACUGCUGUGAGUGAUGGUGGUCCCUAUUGCUGUAUAGUGGAGAUUCCUGGAGCAUUCCAUUUUGUGGACUAUUUGUUGGAAGUUAAACCAGAAAUUUCCACGAGUCCACCAACAAGGCCCACAGCUACAGGAAGACCCAUGGCUAUUUCAACAAGAUCCACACAUGUACCAACAUCAACCAGAGUCUCUACCUCUACUCCUCCAACAUCUGCACACACACAGACUCACAAACCAGAGGCCACUACAUUUUAUCCAGAUUGGACUACAGCUGAGGUGACAGAAACCUUAUCCGAUACUCCUGCAGACUGGAGUAACACUGUGCCAUCCUCAGAUGACUCUUGGGAUAAUAACACUGAAGCAAUCCCUCCACAGAAGCCACAGAAAAACCUGACUAAGGGCUUCUAUGUUGGCAUCUCCAUUGCAGCCCUGCUGAUAUUGAUGCUUCUGAGCACCAUGGUUAUCACCAGGUACGUGGUUAUGAAAAGGAAGUCUGAAUCUCUGAGCUUCGUUGCCUUCCCUAUCUCUAAGAUUGGAGCUUCCCCCAAAAAAGUGGUCGAACGGGCCAGAGGUGAAGACCAGGUCUACAUUAUUGAAGACACUCCUUACCCUGAAGAAGAGUCCUAGUGGCCCUCUGAGGCACCUUCCGCCUGAGAUUAAAGAGACUGUCCGUGAUA
Mus caroli (Ryukyu mouse) is the source of this 1218-nucleotide messenger RNA. RefSeq names its product T-cell immunoglobulin and mucin domain-containing protein 2. Gene Ontology annotation, cellular component: cell surface. The record is from RefSeq and is a predicted model, not a curated record. Gene Ontology annotation, biological process: phagocytosis, engulfment; positive regulation of mast cell activation. Gene Ontology annotation, molecular function: virus receptor activity; phosphatidylserine binding. Lineage: Eukaryota; Metazoa; Chordata; Mammalia; Rodentia; Muridae.